Messenger RNA from Oldenlandia corymbosa var. corymbosa, 2459 nucleotides. The record is from the annotation of a GenBank genome assembly. Lineage: Eukaryota; Viridiplantae; Streptophyta; Magnoliopsida; Gentianales; Rubiaceae.
CCGCUUUCCUCAAAUUCCACAUUCCUCUCUCUCUCUCUCUCUCUCUGCUUAUUGAGUUUAUCUUCUUCUCUUUACUCAUUAGCGUUUUGUCUUGGUUGGUUCCGAUUUUCAGUUAUUGUUUCUGCUGGUCGGAAAGUUCUAGAAUUGGGGAUCAUUCAUGAGAGCAGAGGCUACUAUCCGGGGUCAUUUCUCUCUCUCCCGCCAGUAUUAGAUCUGUCCCAGGAACUCUGUUCCCAUAACUAUAAUUUCCGCCUGAUCAGAAAUUAAUUUGCGAUGCCUCCGCCACCGCCUCCUGUGGAGCGCAACGGUGGGGAAUCCAUGCCCGGGGAAGCCUCAAGAUCUCUUCCCACCCCUUUUUUGACUAAGACUUAUCAGCUGGUCGAAGACCGGGCUAUAGAUGAUAUCAUCUCUUGGAAUGACGACGGAUCUAGCUUCAUCGUCUGGAACCCCACCGAAUUUGCCCGAGAUUUGCUCCCUAAGUAUUUCAAGCACAACAACUUUUCAAGCUUUGUUCGGCAGCUCAACACAUACGUAUGUUCUUUUUCCGGCGGUCCUUUGACCUGAAAAACUUUGUACUCUGUUUUCUGAUUUCAUCUUUUUCAUUUCUACAGGGAUUUCGUAAGGUCGUGCCUGAUAGAUGGGAGUUUUCCAACGACUGUUUUAGGAGAGGAGAGAAAAAUCUUCUCUGCGAUAUACAGCGUCGGAAAGUUUCCACGCCUACGCCUCCGGCUCCGGCGGCUGGGAUUCCUGUUGUGACAGUGGCAGCUGAAUUGCGAGCUCCUCCGUCACCUGUUCCGAUGACGGUGUCGCCGUCGGAUUCAGGCGAAGAGCAGGUCCUCUCGUCCACGUCAUCGCCGGCGGCGGUACGGGACGUCGCUCCGGCAUCUGGAACUAACUCUGAAUUGAUCGGCGAGAAUGAACGGUUACGAAAGGAGAACUUGCAGCUGAACAAAGAAUUAACCCAUAUGAAGAGCAUGUGCAACAAUAUUUAUCUCCUCAUGUCCAAUUACUCCAAUAAUAACAACAGCGCCAACAGCAGCAACGAUAAUUCGAAUUGCACCAACACCAACAUCGAGUCGGCGGCUGUGGAUGGCGGGAACCAGGCGCUGACACCGCUGAAUUUGUUCACGGGCAAGCAAAUCAGCGACGAAUCGGGUGGGACCGGUGAAUGUGGCGGCGGUGACCGGAUGGAGCUGGACGAAACCGACGCGAGGAUCUUCGGAUUUGCCAUCGGAAUGAAACGCGGGCGAGAGGUUCGUACAGCGGCGGCGGAGGGGGAGCACGGCGGUCAGGAGUUGCGGCUUCAACAGCCGGGAACAAACGUGAAAUCAGAGCCGUUGGAUGAAGGAAAUAGCGGGAGUGGUGGGGAUGAUCAAGGGACGACAUGGCUCAGACACUGCCACAUUCAAAAUCAAAGGGUGUGUAAUUAAUUAAUCAACAAUCGUAAUUUUCCAGAAGGAAAUUUUUGUUUUUUAGGAACAUUGUAGAAUCGUAGAUUAGGAUCAAACGGAGGAGGCAUCUUUGGAACUUUCCGGAUCAAUGUGCCACGUGUGGAGCACAAACCAAUUAGUUGUGGACCACUUUCAGGAAACUUCUACUGAAAUGGGUUUUUUUCUUCAUUUUUCGUGUUUUUUUUUUUGGGUUCAAAAUAUAGGGAAAAAAGUGCACUUUUUCUUUAAUGUAACUUUAGGAAUACUUUGGCGGGGCUUUGGACCAGAAGAUGAUGAUGUGAUAUCAUUAUUGAAUUGUUAAAAAGAAACCUGCAGGAAAUUGACCCACCGUAUUAUUCUAUUGGCGCUGUGCUCUGUUUGUGUCUAUCUUUCUGUGGAAACUUCCAAGUCCACUAGUUUUUCUCUUUUUUUCCCCUUCUCUUCUUGGGCUAAGUUUGACAUAAUUCUGAAUCAAAACAACAUAAUACUCCUAUUAAGAAAUGAAAAUGAAAGUUUGGGAACGUUUACUUAAGUUUAGGCACAGUGGUCAAUGCAUUUUUUUUUCUUAUCUUUUGGUUUUUGGUUUUUAAUUUAUUUUUCCUUGAGAUGUACAAGGUGUUAUUAUGCACUUGUACGUCGUACAUCUUCAAUCGCUUAUCGAGUUUUCCCGGGACUCAUGCGGGAAAUCCCGGGUAGCUCCACGAAUAUCCUUAAGCUGUUAGCUAGCUGAAGGUUUCGUAGCUAACCCAUCGUCAGUGUCACUAUGCUUCAACUUUCGUUGUCGGGGAGCCCCUUUUUCUGCUUGUGCCCAAAAAGAAUCCCCUAAACUCACAGGUCAUAAUAUAUGAAGAGUAGAUGUAGAUCCACAUAUGAGAUGAUCAUGAAUAUAAAACUCAAUUCGAAGAACACCAACGUACAGUAGUUCAGAACCUUGUGGAUACUGAAUGCACAAUUUGAAAUUUCUCCAAGCUGGCGGAAUUUCAAUUAAUUUAUCGCCAUGGUCAUUUGAGCUUUCUUAGUGCAAAUAUG